Triplophysa dalaica is the source of this 3988-nucleotide messenger RNA. Its product is annotated as GTPase IMAP family member 8-like. The transcript is spliced from 6 exons. NCBI's taxonomy places the organism in Eukaryota, Metazoa, Chordata, Actinopteri, Cypriniformes, Nemacheilidae. Gene Ontology annotation, molecular function: GTP binding. The coding region runs from base 533 to 3076 and encodes 847 amino acids. The record is from RefSeq and is a predicted model, not a curated record.
UCUCUCUCAAUCUGCUGCUGUCUGCGGAGCUUCAAGAACUCCUGACGCUUCUCCACCCGUUCUCUCUCUUUGGCAAAUUCCCUAAGACGAAAACACACAGAACACUUUUUGAACCCGAAAAAUAAAAGUUACAUUACAAGGAAAUGAAGGAAGAACAACAAUUUGGAGCAAACAGCAACAUCUUAAGUAAAACAUAGCAAAGAUGACUUAAAUUUGAAAGACCUGGCAACCUGGCAACAAAACUAUGAGGAAGUAAAACAACUUGGACUUAUGCCCCGGCGUUAUAUAUCAUCAAAACAAACUCUAGAAGAGAAAGAAAGGUAUGUUUCGACACAAAGGAUCCGACUUAGCUUACAAAUAUAAAUAAAGGAGUAUUAUGUGUUCGAAGCAUUUGUAUUGAAACGUGGUUAGAAACAUAUUAUGGUGGUAUAAUGUAUAUAUUAUUGCACAUCUAACAAUAAAACAGACAGGAUCAAUGUGAUCAUAUUAUGGCAUUGUUUAGAAAACAAGAAAUAAAUGUCUAAAAAGGAAAAUGUCAGAUCAAAGGACACCGCAUCACAUGGUGGUGCAGGGAAGAAAUUCCCCCACGUCUAAUCCAGACACCAGCCAAUCUGAGAUAAGAAUGGUUAUGACUGGGGGUCGGCAGUUAAUGGGAGUAGAAGCAAGUGGAAAAAGUUCAGCAGGAAACAUAAUUUUGGGGAGAAAUGCUUUUGAUACCAGUAGAAGAACUGCACGAUCUGUUCAAUCUACAGGAAACGUACAUGGAAGACGCCUGACUGUUGUUGACACACCCGGCUGGUGGUGGCAUUACUCUGUAGAAAUCACUCCCAAGUUCGACAGACGGGAACUCAUAAGAAGCCCAACACUUUGUCUACCAGGACCCCAUGCCUUCCUUCUGGUCAUACCUGUAGAUUUAGCAUUUCCAAGUGUCUACAGAAUAACUCUGGAACAACAACUGAAGUUUUUGUCUAAGGAGGUCUGGAGACACAUUAUAGUGUUGUUCACUUCUACUGAGCCAGCAUGUGAUGAGAGCUCUUUGAAAAGCAAGAUUAGAAAAUGGCCAGAUCUCGAACAGCUGCUAAAGAGAUGUCACAACAGAUACCACAUUCUUAAUAUUAACAACAAGAGCGACAACACUCAAGUUAUCACGCUGCUGGAAAAGAUUGAGAAAAUGGUGGCGCAAAACAAUGGUCAUCACUUUAAAAUUGGCAGGAACAUCUAUGUAGCGGGUGAGAGAGAGAAGGAAACUAGAGAAAGAGCAAAUCAAAGAGUUCUUGCUGUGAAGAGGCAAAGAUCUGAACUCCGAGCACGGUUUAGAGAUGGGCCACAACAUCUAACUGAUGUAAGGAUUGUGAUACUUGGAGCAGCAUGGGCUGCAAGGAGCUCUGCAGGCAACAUCCUUCUUGGAGAAGAAGCUUUUAAAGUUGACGAUUCAAGAACAACAGUGUGUUGUGAGGUAAAACAUGCUGAAGUGUACGGGAGGAAGUUGACAGUGGUCGACACUCCAGGCUGGUACUGUAACAUUCAUGUUGAGAGCACAUCAGAGCUGGACAAAUUGGAGAUUAGAUGUAGUGUAUGUUUAUGUCCGCCUGGUCCCCAUGUCAUUAUACUAACUGUUCCAAUUGCCAUAACUUAUGACAAGACUUACAACAAGGUUUUGGAAGAACAUAUGGAUAUCUUGGGGAAGAAGGUCUGGAAUCACACAAUCGUGCUGUUUACCCGAGGAGACUGGCUUGGUGAUACAAGCAUUGAGGAACGUAUUGAAAAUGAGGGGAAGCAACUGCAGUGGCUUAUUAGAAAGUGUGGGAACAGAUAUCAUGUCUUUAACUGUAAGCAGCACACUGACAACACACAAGUCCUGGAACUACUUGCAAAAAUUGAGGAAAUGGUGAUGGAAAACAAUGGUUGUCAUUUUGUACCAGAAACAGACAGUAAUCCGUCCACAGAGCUUGAGCUAAAGAUGAAAAUUGCAAAUAGAAAGAUGAUGAAAGUGAGACGGCAAAGAGAUAUCCUUCAAGAACUCCUAAAGGAACGGAAACACAAUCUUUCAGAUGUGAGGAUUGUGCUUCUUGGAGGAGAAGGAGUUGGGAAGAGCACAUCAGGAAACGUCAUUUUACAAGCAAAUGUUUUUAAAAAUAUGCAGGGGGAGAACUGCAAAGUCAAGAAAAAAAUCAGGCAAUGUGUAAUGCAACAGAGGAAAGUGGAAGAAUGGCAUGUCUCAGUGGUGGACACACCAGGCUGGUCCUCUUCUGCUCUGGAAAAUGCAAAAGAAAUUGCGCAAAGCGUGACCAUUUGCUCUCCAGGGCCACACGUAUUCCUGCUAGUGUUACCUGCACAUCAGUCUUUUACACAGACAGCUCAACAAACAGUAGAGCAACUCAUGAGUCUUUUUGGCAAAGGUAUCUUUAGACAUACCAUAAUAUUAUUCACUGGAGGACGCUGGUUGAGGGACAGGCCCGUGGAGCACUACACUGCGUGUGAAGAGGAAGCGCUGCAAAAGUUGAUCGCAAGAUGUGGCAACAGAUAUCACAUGCUUAGCGACAAGGGUAGCAAAUAUCAGGUCAAAAAAUUGCUUAAGCUGAUUGAAGAGAUGGUGAGGAGGAACAGAGGCGAAUACUUUACUCCAGAAAAGAAAGACAUCAAGCCGUUACCGACUGUGCUCCAGUUACUUAAUGAGUCAAACACAAUGAGAGACGAGUGGAACAAACGUGAGGAUGAACUUAUAGACAAAAUGUUAAAGGCAGCAGUGGUGGAUUUGGAUGGAGAAGAAUCCGAGCAGCCAUCUUACCGACGAAGAGAAAGUAUUAGUCAGUCAACUGCUGCUAGUGAAGACUCAUUAUCUGAGAGCGGAAUUUCCAUUGGAGCUGAAACGCUAAGCCCUGUUGCGAAAGUAUGUUCAUGGCUGGAGCAUUUCACCAAUAAUGGAGCUUCACUUGUCACUUCAUCAACUAUUCAAGACCUGAAUAUGGAAAGUGCCACAGAUGAUUUACUAAUUUUCAAACACAAUGCCAGUGACAUGGCUAAAUAUCUCAGUAAGAUAAGAGAGCGAAAACAUGGAAGGUCAUUGUCAUUUUAGAGAUGAUUUUGUGAACCCCCUGUGAGUGAUCAGUUAAUAAAUGAAUAUAAGCUUUGUUGACUAAAACAUGUAAAUGUAAGUGUGACUUAAGCCUCCUGUUUCUUGUUUCAAACACACUACAUGUAAUAUAUUUGUUUGCCUUUUAACAUUAGCAGUAAUAUUUUGCAAAACUGCAGUUUGAAUAUGAAUAAUUUAAUGAUAAUGAUGAAAUACUACUGACAUUUGAUCAAAGCAAAUAAACAAGUUAAUAUGAUACCAGUAAUGACUAUAGCCAAUAAGUGUUUUGCCCUGUCCUUUAGAAGAAAAGUCGCGUUGCACAGGUCUCGCAUCUCUCACGUAGGAGCUAAAGAAGCAUAAAAUGAGGAGCGACAGCAGUGAAGGACAAGAGAGAACCAGCCCUGGAUUUUAUGUUAUGUUUUAUUAUGUUAGUUUGAACGGCAGUCGACCGUGAAAGGACCUGUCGGCAUUUUACUUUCGUUUGGUUUCUUUGUUUAUUUUACUAAGUUUGGUUUUAACUUUGGUCCGUUCCCCGCCUCCUUCCUUCCUUACUUGGAACUUUGUUACAAUAACUUUUCUCACUGUUACAGAAACAGUGAUCAAACUACAUGUGGGGUGAUGUAAUGAUGUUUGGUGGUGAACCACUUUACUUUAACAUUUACAUUUAUGCAUUUUGCAGACGCUUUUAUCCAAAGCGACUUACAUUGCAUUAUCCUAUACAUUUAUACAUAGGUAUGUGCAAUCCUCUGGGAUCGAACCCACAACCUUGCGUUGUUAACGCAAUGCUCUUACCGCUGAUCUACAGGAAAGCUUUUCCAUCACUUCAUACUCUUUUAUUAUUUUUUGACACACUGGGAACAGUUGUAUGUAUGGUAACUUUCUCAAAUGUCUCAAGAGAUACCAUGCAAUAUUUUG